Messenger RNA from Leptonychotes weddellii (Weddell seal), 1889 nucleotides. The record is from RefSeq and is a predicted model, not a curated record. NCBI's taxonomy places the organism in Eukaryota, Metazoa, Chordata, Mammalia, Carnivora, Phocidae.
GGCGGUUGCUGUGGAAACCGCGGCCAUGGCGGCACCGGGUCCGGCAAGUAGUCGCACCGCCCAGCGCGAGGAGGCGGCCCGCUCCGCAGAGUCGUCGGACACUGUCCGGACUCCAGUGCCCAUCGUGUCCACCGUGUCCCCCGAGCUACCCGUCUCGCCAGGACAGGGCGUGGAGCCUCCGGGCAAGAACCUGUGGGAGCAGAUCUGCCAGGAGUAUGAAGCUGAGCUGCCUCCCUUUCCAGAGGGAUAUAAAGUCAAACAAGAAGCUAUGAUUACUGUUUCACCAUUAGAGGAAACGGUUCUCCAUGGCUUCAAUACAGAGCACCUUUAUUCAGUUCCUCAUUUGACCAUGGACUCGCAUGUACCCUGUCCUCAAGUUAAGUUGGGAACAGUCGAUCCAAAAACAUGUUCCCCCAAGGAAUAUUUGGAAACAUACAUCUUUCCAGUUCUGCUUCCUGGAAUGGCUAGCCUGCUUCACCAAGCAAAGAAAGAAAAAUGUUUUGAGAGAAAAAGAACCAAAUUCAUUGCCUGUGAUUUUCUGACCGAGUGGUUAUACAAUCAAAAUCCAAAGAGGAUAGGGGAGGCUUUCACAGAAUUCUUCUCCAUUCCGUUUGUGGACCAGUGGCUGAAGCAUCAUCCCCGGCCGCCGAUCCCACUCUCCCUCCUGCUGACAGAAGAAGAGGCAGCUCUGUGCAUUCAAUCCUUCUGGAGAGCCUAUCUGGUUCGGUGUGAUCCUGAGAUUCAAGAGUUGCGUCAGUGGCAGAAGAAACUGCGUGAAGACAAGCACAUUCGCGAGCGAGUCAAGAUUUUUUGGGCCAAACAAGAACAGAAAGUGAAAUGCAAAAUGGAGGAUGAUGAGGAGGUUGCACCUACGACCACCACCUUAACCACUGGUGGGAUCUUUUCCCUUCGGAGCUUCGAUAACCCUACGUGAGGAAAAUGUACAAAUUAUGCUUCCUCUUUGUUGAUUUUUUAACGACUAGAUUUGGUACAUGUGAAUACAGAAUCUUUUCUGCACAAGAUAGGAUUUGUUGCAAACCUGCUUUAGUGCAUAUAGUUUAUCCUACGAGAGUACGAAUCUAAACUUUCUGCAUUAUCUCCAAAUUUUAUUUUUUAUCCAUUAUUAUUUCUUCAGUGCUUCAGGUAUAUUCUUCUACACCAACCGCCGUUAAAAUGUACAAGCUCUAGUUCCAAAAGACGUUGAAGUGCUUUAGUUACCAGUUUCCCACUUUGGCUGCUUAAAUUUAAGUCCCAAACCUCUGCCGUGGGUUUUAAGUUUAUCUGGUGAGUAUUCUUUUCAUAAAAAAAGAUGUAUUGCCUACGACCAUUUCCAAAGGAGACGGACUCUAAACUCUGACUGCAAACCCAACAAGUUGAGACACUUAAACCCAGACAAAGGACUUUGGUUGUCAAGUCCCCAAAGUACUAUAGAAAGUUCCUCAUUUGCUGGGUAAGCUAACUUAUUACCCUCAUUUGUUCUGCAGUUUGCUGUUAACCAGGAUUCCCCCAUUCAAAAUGCCACAGACUUAGCCUCCAGGCAAAUCCAAAAGCCUCAUAGUUAUUCUGGGUGGUUUUGACAAGCUACCACACAUCUUAAGUAAAUAGUAAAGCCUUUAUUUUUGUGUUAAGAACAGCAUUUUGAAAAUAAAACCUAUCUGCCCAUGCUUUACAACCUUUAAAUUUGUAAUAUUUAUAUACAGUCAUUUAUGGUACACAUUGAUUGUCUUGAAAUUUCUUUAACGAUUUUUUUUUAAUAAGUAUGCAACAGUCAGCCAGGGGAGGAUAAAGGUACAUUAUAAAACACACAUUAAUACAUUUAAUAAAUAUAUAUUAUCUAUCAAAAACGAGCUUUAGCUCUUUAUCAAUUAAUAAAAAGCACCUGCUGAGAA